AUGUUCCAAGAGAUGUCAAGGAUGAGGAGUGUAUUUCGUCGGGAAACCAGAAACUACGUUGACCAGAAGACUCCCAUAACCCCAUCCCAACGACGUGCACCGGCAUCGCGAUCAGGGUUCGUACCCAAACGUGUCAUCCAGACCCUUUGGGCAAAUAAACUAGCACCCUCUGACUUCUACGACAUCUCCGGCCACAUAUCUCCCGUUUAUCGCGCCAUACGUUUUUCAUACGGCCGGCGCCUGUCGAUGAGAUUCUUCUAUCAGCCAGACUCACGGCACUUGGGUCCCAAACCUCCAUUCCCAUCUGGAACUCACGGAUUUCUAUACUACGUUUCUAAAACGCCGUGGCUGCUCGGCGGAGAGCUCCGAUUUCGCAUCACGAAGGACAAUAACCCUGCGAGCUUUGAUGGUGGAGACGAUCUACGGUGUCCAGAUGGCGAAGUGUGGUGUCGGAAACUGUCGAACCUUCGCAACUUCAAGCAGAUCGCUCUCCUGCGCAGCUUAAUUAAUCCGGAGGAUGACUUUGACACUGAUCUACAGCACAGCGUCAACCCAACUCUUUCACGGCGCUGCCUUCAAACCCUUGAUCCCCAUCGACUUCGCCCUUCUGACUUCCAAGACUUAUCCGACCUUAACAAAGUCAGGCUGACCGUACCAAACCCUCCAGCGGGCAGAACAAGGUCUUCGGACAUCGCCUACGACACUCGCAAACACGCUGAGGGUCAUUAUCCCACCGGAACUCACGGUUUCUUCUAUUAUCUCUCACCCGUGGAUAAACUUGCGCAGGGAGAGAUACGCUUCCGAAUCACUAAGGAUGACAAUCCGGCCAAUUUUACCUCUGGCAAGGAUCUGUUGUUGAGGACCGGGCUGCCUUGGACAAUAUCAAUGGCAUCGCUGUUAAAAGAUACACAUAUUGUAUUUCGACAUCUGUUGCUAGAGGAAAAGCUGGUCCCGGAUAACUAUUUUACCAAUUUGGCAGCCUCUGUGAUCAGAGAAUCCAGCAGUCGUCGGGCACCUCUCAGGCGCACAACGUCCCCCAUCCUAACGUCAUUUGGGCAGCAGUUCCGUUUUGACUUCUCUAAGCAUACCGGUUGUGUCUAUAUCAAGGGUGAACACGAACUUCUUUAUGUCAAGUUUAAGAACCCACUGCUGUAUGUCAAUUCGAUCACAGGUUUUGACGAUGGGCGUCGCGGAGUUGUUAUCCGAUUGAACAAAAUUGUGGAACCCCUGAGAGCACGUCCGGUUCCAGAAGGCAGGAAGGCAAUGCAGGAGCCAGUGGAGGGACAGCUGCUCACUGAAACCGGGGCCGGAAUCAAACCAAAGUGGUAUGAUAUGGAGAAGAAAUGUCGAUUCGGCCACGCCAUGCGGACAUUGUAUGUGAAUACAGCAGGUAUAUCUGGCGAGCGAUCUUUGACGGACCCAUAG
Heterobasidion irregulare TC 32-1 is the source of this 1425-nucleotide messenger RNA. RefSeq lists its product as uncharacterized. The coding region runs from base 1 to 1425 and encodes 474 amino acids. The transcript has 3 exons. The record is from RefSeq and is a predicted model, not a curated record. NCBI's taxonomy places the organism in Eukaryota, Fungi, Basidiomycota, Agaricomycetes, Russulales, Bondarzewiaceae.